AUGAGCUAUAAAUGGACAGACACUGAUGUGGAGAGACUCAUCCGACUACGGAUGAAAAACGGCGGCCUGUUCUCAGGCCGCCGUUUUGCAUCGGCGGCUGGAUGGGAGGCAGUGAUAAAGGAAAUGGGGCUGAGCCGCCUGAUCAGCCCUGCCAGAGCGGCCAAGAAGUGGGAGAAUUUGAAAAAGACCUACAAGUGCUGCUGCCAUCCGUCCACGCAGCUCCUGUCCACACAGCUCCUGUCCACACAGCUCCUGUCCACACAGCUCCUGUCCACACAGCUCCUGUCCACACAGCUCCUGUCCACACAGCUCCUGUCCACGCAGCUCCUGUCCACGCAGCUCCUGUCCACACAGCUCCUGUCCACACAGCUCCUGUCCACACAGCUCCUGUCCACACUGCUGAUCAGGCUGGUGCUGCUGAUGCUGGUCCUGCUCAUCAUCAGCUCCUGUCCACACAGCUCCUGUCCACGCAGCUCCUGUCCACACUGCUGA
Messenger RNA from Knipowitschia caucasica, 492 nucleotides. NCBI's taxonomy places the organism in Eukaryota, Metazoa, Chordata, Actinopteri, Gobiiformes, Gobiidae. The record is from the annotation of a GenBank genome assembly.